Messenger RNA from Colletotrichum karsti, 1782 nucleotides. RefSeq lists its product as uncharacterized. NCBI's taxonomy places the organism in Eukaryota, Fungi, Ascomycota, Sordariomycetes, Glomerellales, Glomerellaceae. The transcript is spliced from 4 exons. The record is from RefSeq and is a predicted model, not a curated record.
CUGAUAGUCCUUGCUGACGGCGAGACUUCAACAAUCGUGUCUCCCACUGAAAGCGCGAGCUCAAACUCGACACAAUCUUCGACUUCUUCCUCCGGGGUGUCGACAGGUGCCAUCGCCGGCGCCUCAGUAGGAUGUCUCAUUGCCGGUCUCGCCAUAGGCGCCCUCAUCGCCUUCUUCUUCCUCCGACGCAAGAACAACAAGAACCGCAGAUACUCGCCCGCGAGCUCUGACACCGGCCACAUCGCCGUCGGCCCCGAGCCCAAAGCGUUCUCCUCUUCGGCCCCGGUACCGGUCAGUCAUGGGAGCAGCGGCAUCCAGAUGAGCCAGUUCCUCCUCGACGCGACCCCGGACAAGGAGAUCGCCAGCGAACUCCAGGCUCGCGGGGAGCUCAUCCAGCAACACGUCGAGAACAACUACCACAUGCGGCCGGUGCAAGCGAGCCCUCAGUCGCUCGCCCCCAGCCUUUCCAACUUGGGGAUUGGCGAGCUCUCGGGGCUCAGCACGGAGGAGAUCGCCGCGCUCUGUAUCGAUCCCAAGACGCGGCAGGCAGGUCUCCAGCAUGUCAUCUCGCUCGCGAUAUUCGGUAGCAUCGACUUCAACGCGCGAGGUCGCUACUCCAUGCUCCCGGCGCCAAUCUCUUCGUUCUUACAAUCAGUCCCCCCAGUCGAGUCUCGCGGGGGUGAUAAAGAGGCAACCUCACUCGCACUCUCUCAAUGGCGCAGCCUGUCAGCCUUUCUGUUACACCCGAGCCGAAGCCAGAGAAUGCCCCUCUCCCCGAAUGAAUCAGAAGUCACUCCCAAGGCGCAGAGCCUCGCCACCGCGCUCAACACGUACCUUCACCACUUUGUCCCGGCGGAUCAGGGGAGCCAGCGUCAGCAGCUGGACCACCUGCAGGCCGUCAUCCUCGAAUGCGCAAGGCUCGGCUACGAGGUCCUGUCUCAGCCUGGCGAUUGGCGCUUCACCUACAGGACAGAUGGUACAGCGGCGGGCGUGGUGGUCUGCCCCGGUUUGCGCAAGGUGGUCAUGGAUCCCAUCACCGGUUCCGUAUCGGCACUCCACGCAACAUACCAACUCAUCCUCUUCAGCGUCGACGUCGACCAAGUCCCGUCCCAAGUACGGCGCAGUCUCGAGUUGGUCCAGACGUGUCACCGGGACCUACAGCACCUCAUCGAGAUCCGCAACGAGUGCCUCCCUCUCCUCGACAAGACGCCCAUUGUCCUGAACCGCGUCAACGAGAUCAUCGCCGCCGCGAACCAGGGCCUCCUCGAAGUCUGUCAGAUCGUCGAGAAAUGCCGCCCCGACGCCAAUAACGGCAGGGUGCCGUUCAAGAACCGAGUCGCAUGGGUCAUGUUCGAUUCGAGGGAGUUCAGGGCGCAGGAGCCCGUCAUCAGUCGCCAUCACGCCGCCGUGCUGUCGGAGCUGAAUUUUUUGAGGCAGACGGCGCUUCUUGCUCCCCAUCUUCUACAGUUUCAACAGCCGCAGGUCGUGGUGACUAGCCAAAUCAAGAAACAGACUGAGAUUUUCGACAAUGUUGCUCUUUUGGGUGGCCUGAUGGACACCUUCGGUUGUGCGGAAACUGACAUGCGUCUCAGGGACAACUCCAUACCAUACGUCUUCCAGCUCGACCGAGGCAGCUGCUCGAACACCUCCAACGUCAACCGAGCCGAAGUCAAUUGGGCCUUUUCCUCAACACCAUCUACAGCAUCCACCUCGGUAUCCUACAUACCCGCCGGCCUCGAAUCCAUCCAAGCACCAUACCACAGACUACGAAUCGUUCUGUGA